This is a messenger RNA of Opisthorchis viverrini, 2180 nucleotides long. RefSeq lists its product as hypothetical. Gene Ontology annotation, biological process: amino acid transmembrane transport. The annotation marks the transcript as partial. Gene Ontology annotation, molecular function: amino acid transmembrane transporter activity. NCBI's taxonomy places the organism in Eukaryota, Metazoa, Platyhelminthes, Trematoda, Opisthorchiida, Opisthorchiidae. The record is from RefSeq and is a predicted model, not a curated record. The transcript has 13 exons.
UCUACGUGCCCUGGCGUUAUCCAAGACCACGUAAAGUCAGGAUCCCUACAGCGAACAAUACUGUCGUGCUGCAUCGGCUGUCGAGUGGCAUUAUUAACCAGUUCACGUCACUUCCUGCCUAAACAAGGGUGGUUGCCACUAAACUCAAAACUUUGUGCAAUCAUGUCGAGUGACAAGGGGACCAAUGAAGCAACGUUCACGUACGCUACUACCGACAAUCAGACAAUCGAAGCUGCUCUCCAGCAACAUCCUGUCACAUAUAUUUGCAUUCCUUCAGGUACUGAAACGAUCGUUGCAGAAAACAAGUACUUGAUAUUGGAUGAUUCCGAAACUGCUACCAAUUCAAAUCUUAAAACAACUGGUGAGGACAAGGAAGAAAAGAGCCCAAAGCAAAACAGCAUUAUCACUGUGUUCACAAUUUGGAACACCAUGAUGGGGACCUCAGUUCUGGCAAUACCUUGGGCUCUUGCUCAGGCUGGGUUUGGUUUCGGUAUCUUCUUGAUACUUUUGGUUGCGGGAAUAGCGACCUAUACCGCUUAUCUGGCUGAGCGUAUCACGGGAGAUCUACGGACAAUCAGAAAUCUGCCGAAAGAAGUUUUCCUGGACUUUUCGGAUGCUGUUCACUACCAUUUUGGCAGACCCGGUCGGAUAAUCACCUCGGUAUUCUCGCAAGUUGUAAUCCUCGGAGCUUCAAUUGUCUACUAUGUAUUAUUGAGCAACUUCUUGUAUAACACGGGAAAAUAUAUUUAUCAAAGCGCAACAAACGAAUUCCCCAUACCGCCGACAAUUUCAUUCGGGGGAAGGAACUUCACAGAUAUACUUUGUGAUGUCGAAGGUAUCAAUGGCAGUUACAUCGAAACAAGCACGAAUGAACUCUUUGCCAAGCUUUGGCACGUGCAGAACACUGUACCUGUCUGGAUUUUGCUUAUUUUGUUCCCACUGGUAUCGAUCAAAUCGCCCACAUUUCUCGGGAAAUUCACUGCACUUGCAACCAUUUCUGUUAUCUAUCUAUUUAUCUUGACUGGAAUUAAGGGCUACAGCUGGAAGGUGAAUAUGGAUGCGGACAAAGUCACUGGGACGAUUGAAAACUAUAGAAAUUUAUUUGCCAGCCUUACAGGUGCUUGUUCAAUGGCGUUCUUUAUACACAAUGCGUUACACACGAUCCUCUGGGCUCAGCGCACACCGAAGCACAAUCCACAAGUUAUUCUGGCCGCUUUCGGGUUUACAACUCUAACCUACUCCCUCAUUGGUUGCAUUUUUUUCGCCGUCUUCCCCGUUUCCAAGCGGUGCAUAAAGGAUAACUUACUGGACAACUUGGUCACUGAUGUUCCGGUUUUUGUUGGACGUCUGGCUCUGUUGUUUCAGAUGUCGACGGUCUAUCCGAUGAUUGUCUACCUUCUGAGAGCACAGUUCAUGUACGCUGUUUUUGGGAACAUUUACCCGAGCUGGAAACAUGCGCUCAUUUUUCAUCUUGUUGUCGUGGGUCUCGGUGUCUUGUUUGCCGUCGUCUACCCGCAAAUUGGCACGAUUAUCCGAUUCCUUGGGGCAACAGGCGGCUUCAUCUUCAUAUUUACACUGCCCCCUUUGAUCACUUUGCUCAACAAACGGAUCCUAGGACGAGAGGCGGUUGUGCAUCCUAAAGUAAAAUGUGAUGCUAUCAGCGACUAUGCAAAAAAUGGCAAAGAUUCCCCUAAAAUCUCCGAUGAACUGACCGUUCUACGUGACUGGUGCGACAUGAAAACCUGUAUACUUUGGUGGAUACGUUGUUUUUUCUACAUACUGAUCAUGCUGUUUGGACUGUUGAAUUUCAUCGCUCAAUUUGUCCUAUUGGGAAUUCCGCAAAACAGCAGCGUUCCAGAAUGAAAAAUAAUUGUCCGCGUUUUCCGUCACGUGAACCAAACUCAGCCGCACAGCUGGACACAAAAAAUGAAGCCAAAACAUCGCUACCACCCUCAGGAGGGCCCAGUAACAUGUUCACCCAAUUCCGUUGGUUCAGUCAAGACAUUUCCUGAUCAACCUGUUCUAGUGCCUUUUUAUACUACUGGAACGUCGAAAAGCAGCAUUCAGUUUUUGUCCUUCCAAUUCCGUCCCUUUCCACCGGUUUUAUAUGAAAACAUAAGUAGUCAAAUACAUAAAGCAUUAAGUCAACGUUUGUCACUUUUGUUGGAGGAAAAUAAUCA